Messenger RNA from Blumeria graminis f. sp. triticale, 2247 nucleotides. The record is from the annotation of a GenBank genome assembly. Lineage: Eukaryota; Fungi; Ascomycota; Leotiomycetes; Helotiales; Erysiphaceae.
AUGACCGCUGGAACCGCUCUCGAGGAUCGCUUCGAGGUCCUCAAAGAUAUCGGAGAUGGCAGCUUUGGAAGCGUAGUACUAGCUCGAGUGCGGGCUGCCGGCUCGAGUGUGGCGAGACGAGGGACGGUGAUCGCCAUUAAGACUAUGAAGAAGAAUUUCGAAUCAUUCGCCGCCUGUUUGGAAUUACGCGAAGUCGUCUUUCUCAGCACGCUUCCCCCACACCCUCAUCUAGUUCCCGCCCUCGAUAUCUUCUUGGAUCCGUUUAGUAAGAAACUACAUAUAGCCAUGGAAUACAUGGAUGGUAAUCUCUACCAACUCAUGAAGGCGCGCGAUCAUAAGUGCCUCGACAUCUCGAGUGUAAAAAGUAUAUUGUUUCAGAUCAUGCAGGGCCUCGAACAUAUCCAUGCCAACCACUUCUUUCACCGAGACAUUAAACCCGAAAACAUUCUCGUCUCAACUUCAGGUCAACAAGAAACUGGUAGCUCUUUCCGCCGCUAUUCAGCCCUCAUGACGCCCCCCUCUACUCCACCUGCUUACACGGUUAAAAUUGCUGACUUUGGACUGGCGCGCGAGACUCACUCAAAGCUCUCUUACACCACAUAUGUUUCUACGCGCUGGUACCGAGCGCCCGAAGUCCUGCUCCGAGCUGGCGAAUAUUCGUCGCCAGUCGAUAUUUGGGCCAUGGGUGCCAUGGCUGUCGAAAUUGCAACCUUAAAGCCUCUUUUCCCUGGCGGUAAUGAGGUGGACCAGGUCUGGCGCGUAUGUGAAAUAAUGGGCAGCCCCGGCAACUGGCACAAUGAAUCUGGUGCUCGAAUAGGGGGCGGAGAGUGGAAAGAGGGAACCCGACUAGCGAGCAAGCUUGGCUUUUCCUUCCCAAAAAUGGCCCCUCAUGCUAUGGAUUCCAUUAUUCAGACUCCUCAGUGGCCUGCUUCGCUCAGCAAGCUCGUGACGUGGUGUCUCAUGUGGGACCCUAAAUCCCGGCCUAGCUCAACACAGGCACUUAUGCAUGAGUUCUUCACAGAUGCCACUGAUCCCCUUCGCCCCAAGCCUACUACCCCAAAAAUAUUAGGUCGCAAGCAUUCAGACAUCGUGCAUCGUAGUUCCAAAGACUUGUCCGAAUCUAUGCACGUGGUUGCCGGCAAGUCCUCGUGGUUCAGGAAAUCUUUUAUUGGACGAUCGGAACCUGCUCAUGAGCAUGGUCCUGUUCAAGGAAAAGAUAUACUACCACUGCGCGAAUCACCAUCACAAGCACCCCAGGUUAUGGUGGCCAAGACACGGGUCCCCCAAAAUAAACGAUCGACGUGGAACCACGGUCCAUCUAAUGGGGCUCCUAUUCUCAUACUUCCAACAAUUCGACCCAUAUCUCCCCUCUCCGAUACUGUCACAGCCCAGGCUAAUGCUCGAAAUGGUCUUAACCCCGACGAUCACGGCGGCAAAAAAAUUGGCCGUCAGCUAUCUAUUGCAUCAGUCAAUAACCAUUACACGGAAAUGCAUCGUCAAGAGGCUGAGAUGGCACUUAACGGCACGACUGGCCUAGUUUCUCCACCCAACGGCCAAAAGGAGAGCUUCUUUUCCCAUCUACGGAAACGGGCCCGCCGGUUUUCCGGACGCCAAUCCCAGAUUCCUAUUACUCCAAAAUCGAUGGAUAUUGAGCCUCAUGCAGGCUGUGGACCUUGGGCCAGUAAUAGAUCGUCGGUGGUGAUGGAUACAAAUCAAGCAACAAGCCCUAUUCACAAAUUCGAUACAAAUGAAGCUCUUGAUCGCGCCUUACGUAACGUACAACAAAGCCUCGAAUCUCCGCCUGGAGGCGCUGCACACUUCCCCUCGAACGGUUCAGCCGUGCAUACAACCUGUAUUCCGAAACGUCAUCACUCUCUUCCGCAACACGCCCGAUCAACUGAUAACUUGCGCAGCAUGGGUCGAAUGCGUCGCUCUCAGUUACCUGCAGGAACUUGUCAAUACGAAACUCCCGAGGAAGAAGAUGAGUUACGCGCUGCCGAGAUCACCCAAGACGACAAGGAGAGCAAGGCCAUAAAUCACGCCCCAGUUAGCACGGACCUACGCCGAACGCACGUUUCUCCAAGUAACCUGGGCCUUGCCAGCCCUUGUCUUACGCCUCUACCUUUGCAUCCUAUUCCCAUUGGGCUCGAUCGCUCGCAGUGUUCACCACCCUCGUCAGAGGCAGAUGGAAAUGAAUGGGCCUCGUCUGCUGCAGCUAGUAUUUUUGCCGUCUCGCGAUGUUUUUAA